Messenger RNA from Symphalangus syndactylus (siamang), 3612 nucleotides. It is a transcript of the gene RHCE, whose product is annotated as Rh blood group CcEe antigens. Gene Ontology annotation, biological process: ammonium homeostasis; ammonium transmembrane transport. Gene Ontology annotation, molecular function: ammonium channel activity. Gene Ontology annotation, cellular component: plasma membrane. The record is from RefSeq and is a predicted model, not a curated record. Lineage: Eukaryota; Metazoa; Chordata; Mammalia; Primates; Hylobatidae.
UUUUUUUUUGAGAUGGAGUUUCGCUGUUGUCACCCAGGCUGGAUUGCAAUGUUGCAAUCUCAGCUCACUGCAACCUCUGCCUUCCAGGUUCAAGUGAUUCUCCUGUCUCAGCUUCUGGAGUAGAUGAGAUUACAGGCACACACCACCACGCCUGGCUUACUUUUGUAUUUUUAGUAGAGACAGAGUUUCGCCAUGUUGGCCAGGCUGGUCUCAAACUCCUGACCUCAGGUGAUCCACCCACCUUGGCCUCCCAAAGUGCUGUGAUUAGAGGUGUGAGCCACCACGCCCAGCAUGGAAGUUUGUAUUUAUUAAUUUUUGGUUGUCUUCAUCUGUGUGUGUGACUUUAACCCCUAAAUACUUCAGUGUAUGUUUCUUUUUUUUUUUGAGACAGAGUCUUGCUCCAUCACCCAGAUCACCCAGGCUGGAGUGCAGUGGUGUGAUCUCGGCUCGCUGCAACCUCCACCUCCUGGAUUCAAGCAAUUCUUGUGCCUCACCCUCCCGAGUAGCUGGGAUUAGAGGCAUGCCACCAUGCCCAGUUAAUGUUUGUAUUUUUAGUAGAGAUGGGGUUUCACCAUAUUGGCCAGGCUGGUCUUGAGCUCCUGGCCUCAGUUGAUCCACCUGUCUCAGCCUCCCAGAUUGCUGAGAUUACAGGCUUGAGCCACCAUAACCGGCCUCAGUGUAUAUUUCUGAUGCAGUUGAGUUCUGUAUCCCCUUCCAAUCUCAUCUCGAAUUGUAAUCCCCACGUGUUGAGGGCAGGACCUCGUGGGAGGUGAUUGGAUCACAGAGGUGGUUUCCCCCAUGCUGUUCUUGUGACAGUGAGUGGGUUUUCAGGAGAGCUGAUGGUUUGAAAGUGUGGCACUUCCUCUCUUUCUGUCUCUCUGUCACCUGCCACCAGGUAAGAUGUGCCUUGCUUCCGCUUCACCUUCCACCAUGAUUGUAAGUUUCCUGAGGCCUCCCCAGCCAUGCCAAACUACAGACUACCACGUGAACAUAAUGCACAUCCACGUGUUCGCAGCCUAUUUUGGGCUGACUGUGGCCUGGUGCCUGCCAAAGCCUCCAUCCGAGGGAACGGAGGAUAAAGAACAGAUACGAAACAGCACCAGUUUGUCUGCCAUGCUGGGCACCCUCCUCUUGUGGAUAUUCUGGCCAAGUUUCAACUCUGCUCUGCUGACAAAUCCAAUCGAAAGGAAGAAUGCCGUGUUCAACACCUACUAUGCUCUAGCAGUCAGCACAGUGACAGCCAUCUCAGUGUCAUCCUUGGCUCACCCUCAAGGGAAGAUCGACAUGACUUAUAUGCACAAUGCGGUGUUGGCAGGAGGCGUGGCUGUGGGUACCUCGUGUCACCUGAUCUCUUCUCCAUGGCUUGCCAUGGUGCUGGGUCUUGUGGCUGGGCUGAUCUCCAUCGGGGGAGCCAAGUGCCUGCCGGUGUGUUUUAACAGAGUGCUGGAGAUUCACGACAGCCACGGCGUGCACUACACCUUCGGCUUGCCGGCUCUGCUUGGAGAGAUCACCUGCGUUGUGCUGGUGGUGCUUCGUACCGUCUGGCCCGGCAAUUACAUGAUUGGCUUCCAGAUCCUCUUCAGCACUGGGGAACUCAGCUUGGCCAUGGCGAUAGCUCUCACGUCUGGUCUCCUGACAGGUUUGCUCCUAAAUCUUGAAAUAUGGAAAGCACCUCAUGUGGCUAAAUAUUUUGAUGACCAAGCUUUCUGGAAGUUUCCUCAUUUGGCUGUUGGAUUUUAAGCAAAAGCAUCCAAGAAAAACAAGACCCUGUUCAAAAACAAGACAACUUCCUUUCACUGUUGCCUGCAUUUGGACAUGAGAAACGCUCAUGACAGCAACGUCUCCUUAUGUACAAUGAAACAAGGUCAGAGACAGAUUUGAUAUGAAAAAAUAAAAGACUAAAAACUUAGUUUGAGUCAAUUUAAUAAGUUUAAAAUAAAUGUUUAGUUUCAUUAGGAUGAUGCUAUCAAUAUUUUCUUGGUUACAGACACAUUAUUAAAAUUUUGGGUUAAUUUUAUUGACAAUUCUUAAGAUUCUUUCUCAUGCUUAAUAAAGCAUUGCUACCCAGUUAACUCUUAUCUACAUCAGCAAAGCAGAUAAUACAAAACAGGAAAAUUACGAAUCACUGACACUUAGUCCUUGUGGGAAUCAUGCUUUUAUCCCAGCAGUUUCACAAGGUGGCUGGCAUUCCCUGAGCAUAUUAUGAAUUGCACUGUAAGAGGUUGUGCUCAGUUGUAGGGUGGGGGGAUGCACUGCCUGAGGAUUAAAAAACUAGUUCUGUGACCGUGAGGAAGUCAUUUAAAUUUCCAUGGUCUGUUCCCUCCUAUGUGAAAAGAGAAGGUGGACUUCAACCUCUAAGAUCUUCUCCAGUUUUCACAUUUUAUGGACCUUUGUAGAAAAAACAUCAGGAGUUCAUGUGGGAUGACAGCAAGUCAUUUCUUUGAGAAGAGUCUUGAUCACCAGGCAAUAUUCACAGCAUAGAGACUGUCAGAUGACGAUGGCUAGCAUGGAAAUGAGACCCACAUAUUUAAAUCACCCAGCAAAUAUUCCGAAGGCUAACUGUAGCACAUUUUAUGAAAGACAUUGCAAACUGUGGUCCUGAAGAGUGUAUCCCAUCUUGCAGAGGUGGGGAGCCUGUGGGGACAAGAGUUCUGAAGAGGAAGAGACAACGAGAGUUCCCAGUAGCUAAUGUUUGUCAUUCUAGUUGACUGUGCUGGUCUAUUAGGCUAGUGGUUCAGUACACAGAUGAAAUGAAACAUGGAACCCAGUUUAUUAUCAGAACAACUACAAAGAAAUUGUCCCCUGUGUAAGACUGGAGUGUCAAGUCUCUGCACCCUUUUUUCCUCUUUCCUUCAAUGGUGGGUGUGGAGUGACUGUGCGUCCCACCAGAACCACGUGUCAUGGCUGAGUCACAUCCUCCUGCCCUUGGAAUGAGAGGCACAGCGGAAGAGCUUCACACGGAAGGGACACGGGGAGACUGGUGCCUGGAUCAUGGUGCUUCUCUCUUCCAACACGUCCACUCACCCCUUGGGAGACCCUCAAAAGCCAGUUACAUUACAUGUUCACAGAAUUUUUGGUAAAAGUAAAUACCAAUUAUAGUGAGGAAGAACUUUGACCAUGAAAUAUUUUAAAAACUAAAAAAUGUUUAUAUUUCAUUUAACAUUUGACACAGAAGAGACCACAUUUGAAUAAACACAUUCAAUCUUCAGAGCACUUUCAUUGUGGUUUUGGACCUCAGAUAUGACAAAUACUUAUAUUGACAAAUCCAUAAUUUCUUUUGUAAUUUAUUUUUAUUUUUACAAAUUAUACCAUGAUAAAAUUUGACAAAAAUUAUUCAUGUGAAAGUUUCCUUUAACAUUUUAUAAGUUAAUCAAGUGCAUACCACAAUAGAUUUUUGGUUGUUGUUUAAAUAGGGUGUUCUCGUGAUUUUAGUAUUACACAACUUUAAGCUGAGACUACACUCAGAAAUAAGUUUAGAAAAUGGCAUUACAAAAGGUUGGGAGUGAGCAGUAAAAAAACAAACAAACCCAUGCAGGGCUGUUGUGCUGUGGGAAAUCAGAUGUGUUCACUGCCAUAAGUCUUCAGUGCGGCCAAACUUAAAAACCAGCCCUC